AUGCAGGAGGCCGAGGCCCCCGGGUUGCCGGAGGACGUGGCCUUCGCCGAGAGCCGCAUCCGGCCGGAGACGAUGGCGGCGGAGGACGUGCUGCACGACCUGGGCGUCAUCAGCAUGUACGCCUCGGACUCGCAGGCCAUGGGCCGGGUGGGCGAGAACUUCACCCGCCUGUUCCAGACCGCGGACAAGAUGCGGCAGUUCAAGGGCAAGCUGCCCGAUGACUCGCGGACCCACGAUAACUUCCGCGUGCUGCGUCUACCUGGCCAAGCUGACAUCAUCCGGGCGUCACCACGGCAUAUCGCACCUGAUCUACGUGAUCGACGUGCAGCGGGCGACAAGAUUCCCCGCAAGCGGGGCCAGGGCAUCACCCAGACCGACCUGCUGGCGGUCAACAAGACCGACCUGGCCCCGCACGUGGACGCCGACCUCGACGUGAUGCGCCGCGACCUCGACAUGGUGCGGGGUGAGCGCCCGUUCGUAUUCACCAACUGUCGCACCGGCGAGGGAUUGAACACGGUGCUGGACCAUAUUCUCGAUGCAGUCGGUAACCCUGAAGCGGGCUGCUGA
Molecule: messenger RNA, 567 nt
Organism: Geodia barretti
Lineage: Eukaryota; Metazoa; Porifera; Demospongiae; Tetractinellida; Geodiidae
Source: the annotation of a GenBank genome assembly